ACUUAAAAAGAAAAACCACAAACCCAAACUAAUAUAUCUCUUCUCCAUCGACACACCACAAACUCUUCUUCUUCUACUUCAAACCCUACGUCGCCAUUGACGAACACCAACUCCAAGCGCUUCGUCUUCCCAGUUUCUGCAAUUAAGCAUCACCGUUAUCAGUUACUCUUCUUAAUUUCCCACUCCCUAGAUUUAAAUGCCCACUUCAAUCUUAUUGUUAUCCUCUCAUCACAGGCACUAUAAAAUCAUGGUCAUCACCACCAAAAGUUUCUAACACCACCCAGAAAAACAGCCAUGGCAGCUUCACCUACCUCACUCACUGAGAAACCGCUCAGCAGAAAAACUUUCGAUGACCUUGAGGGUGUUUUUAGCGAAGAAGAAGUCUUAUUCAGAUUGAUCCAUUUCUGGGAGGCUCGCAAUCACACAAGAGGCAAUAGUCUCAUUGGUCUUGAGCUCCUAUUCAUCGACGAAAAGUCAACAACAAUCCAAGCCUUCAUACCUGCAAACAGAAUCUCUCGCUACGAGAAAUCACUCAAACCAAAUUCAGUGUACAAGAUGAAGAAGUUCAUCAUCAGUCCCUGCAAGAAACUUUUCAAAGUCUCUGCCCACAAAUACGGCAUCUGCUUCACCAAUAAAACAGAUUUGGACGAAGUUACCAAGGGAGAGCAUAAAAUUGCCUCUCAGAAAUUUAGGAUCCGCUCUUUCAAUGAUUUCGCAGCUAUUGUAGACAGAAACGGAGACCUAUUCGAUGUUAUUGGUCAAAUUCGUCUCAUAACUGGAGAUAAUUUAUCUGCUGCUACCUCAAAUGCUGAAGAACCUAAAGCUGCCAACGGGAAGUCUAAGGAUAAGGUCUUCAUGCACCUCCUCAUGAAAGACGGCGAAACUGUUCGCAUCUACCUCUGGGAUAACAUUGCUGCAAAGUUCCGCACACGGUGGAAUGCAAGCGAAACCAAACCAACUAUCCUACUGCUCACCACUGUCAACGCAAAAUUCCUCGGAGGUGCUGUCACGCUAAGUUCUACAUCUGCUUCUCGCCUCUUCUUUGACACAGACAUUGCUGAAACCACAUAGUUUAAUACAUGCCUCAGGUUAAGUGAACAAGACCCAACUUUUGGUAGCUCAUCUUCCGCAAUAACCAAAAUCGAAACACUUACUCUAAAUGAGCUUCACGAGUUUAUCAAAAACAAAACCCCACAGGAAAUCAGCUUUCAAUGUGUUGCCACCAUUGUCAACGUACUUGGAGAAUAUCACUGGAAUUACGUUUCAUGCACCUACUGCAAUACAAUGCUGGAAAAGUUGGAUACAACAAUGACUUGCACAACCUGUAAGAAACCUAACAAGGUUGGGGUGCUCAGGUAUCGUUUUGAAAUAUCAGUCUCUGAUGAGAACAACGGCCUUGCAACCUUUGUCAUUUUCGACCGUGAAGGCAUACACUUUGCUGGAAGAAGAGCUCCGGAAGUUUUUGCAAGUGAAUACCCUGAGGGUGAUGAUCCUGAUGAAUGUGAACUAAUUAGCAAGAAGACCCCACAGUGUAUCUUGGAUAUUGUUGGACGCACAUGCAAAUUCCAGGUCAAGCUGACACCAUACAAUUUCCGGGCAACUCGCCAAACUUUCACAGUCUCCCGUAUAAUCGAGGAUAAUAUUGACAUCCACUACAAGUCAAACCAAAAAGAGAUGGCAACAGAAGAACCCGAACAUGCCACUCAUAUUGCAUCUGGAAAAGCCAAAAACAAGGUGGACGACUUAGAUUUGGAGGAACACACUAAGAACAAGACAUACAAGCGUCUUCGCCACAACUACUAAAUCCACCACCAAAUCUCAUACAUGCAUUUGAAGAUCAAUCUCGCCAACUUCACCUACCCACUUAUCGUCUAAGAGUCAAGCUUUCCUUAUUAUUUCUGCGUCUUGCAUUCUGCGUUAUUUCAUAGUUCACUUAUCGUCUAAGAGUCUAGCUUUUCUUAUUAUUUCUGAGUCAUGCAUUCUGUGUUAUUUCAUAGUUUCCCUUCUCUUAUUUUCUUAAAUAAAUGAUGUUUCUCUACAACAACUUCUAAAUUAAAUAAAAUCUCAUUUCUCCUAAUUUCAA
Molecule: messenger RNA, 2083 nt
Organism: Arabidopsis lyrata subsp. lyrata
Lineage: Eukaryota; Viridiplantae; Streptophyta; Magnoliopsida; Brassicales; Brassicaceae
Exons: 9
Coding region: 295-1071 (258 amino acids)
Source: RefSeq, a predicted model, not a curated record